AUGCGGCCGUUGACAUUGAUCGGAGGCCUCUCGGCGGUCGCCGUCGCCUCCGCGGGCGUGAUGGCGUACGACAUUGGCGAGGAGAUGCGUAUGGGCUGGAAGAUGGGACUGCUGCCGCGGCAGGACUCACAGAACUUGCAGCCGUUUGACGGCAACCUUGGAGGCGUGAAGGCGCCCGCGAUCACAAAGUCGAGUAACUCUGAACGACCGUUUGAGGUCGAUGGCGACACCUUUCCCGACUUCGCGACAGCGGCGAACAGAGCGUGCGACAACCAGAAGAACAAGUGCGCCGACGUCGCCAACAACGGGUCCCAAAAGUUUUCGGUGUCGGAAUGUGACAAGCAGUCCAAUGAAUGCAAGGCGGCGAUCAGCACCGCCACGCAGCAGAGCUUCAGUGACGCGGUGUUCGUGGCCUCGGAUGGCGACUUUGACAUUUUCUGUGACCCAUGA
Messenger RNA from Colletotrichum graminicola M1.001, 450 nucleotides. RefSeq lists its product as uncharacterized. The record is from RefSeq and is a predicted model, not a curated record. NCBI's taxonomy places the organism in Eukaryota, Fungi, Ascomycota, Sordariomycetes, Glomerellales, Glomerellaceae. The transcript is spliced from 4 exons. The coding region runs from base 1 to 450 and encodes 149 amino acids.